Aphanomyces astaci is the source of this 1840-nucleotide messenger RNA. RefSeq lists its product as hypothetical. The record is from RefSeq and is a predicted model, not a curated record. The transcript has 3 exons. Lineage: Eukaryota; Oomycota; Saprolegniomycetes; Saprolegniales; Verrucalvaceae. Gene Ontology annotation, molecular function: GTPase activator activity. The coding region runs from base 30 to 1748 and encodes 572 amino acids.
GCAUUUCGGGUUUGGACGGACACGUCACGAUGGCGACAAAGAAGGCUGGAAAGCCCGACGACCAAGUCAAGCUCAAGAAGAUCCUCGAUGAGCUCAUGAAGCGAGACGACAACAGAUUCUGCGCAGAUUGUGGCGCGCGCGGUCCGAGAUGGGCGUCCAUCAACCUCGGGGUGUUCAUUUGCAUUGCGUGCUCGGGGAUCCAUCGAAGUCUUGGCGUCCAUCUCACGUUUGUGCGCAGUGUCAACCUUGACUCGUGGACCGGUGAUCAAGUGGCGCAAAUGCAAAAGUGGGGCAAUGCCAAGGCCAAAGACUACUUUGAAGCCCUUGUCCCCAAGGACUACCGCAUUCCCACAGAGCACUCCCCCGUUCGGGACAAGGAGAUCUGGAUCCGCGACAAGUACGAGCGAAAGCGAUUUAUCGCACGGGAUGGCGACGACCCGUCGGCGAAACGGACCAACAGCACCAGCAAGUCCAAGAAAGUGGUCGAGUCCGAGAGCGAAGCGUCCGAAGCCGAUGACCAACCAGCACCCCCCACGCGAAGAGGCACGUCCAAGGCGACGGCGGCGGCGCCGGCCGCCCCGGCAGCAGAUAUUUUAAACUUUGGCGACUUUUCCGCACCCGCUGCCGCCGCUCCUUCGAGCGCCGCUUUGUUUGGCGACUUUGGGGCCCCUCCCCCCCCCGCCCCGACGUUUGACGCGUUUGCAGCGGCGCCCCCUGCUGCCGCCAAGCACGACGAAUGGGCGGCGUUUGGCGGGUCGUCUCAGCAGAGUAACUUUGGGAGCAACUCUACAAAUGGUGGCCAAUUUGCAAGUGCACCCAAGAGUGGCGGCAACGAUCCAUUCCAACAAGGGGGAGGAGGCCACCAAGCGGCCAAGAACAACAUCAUGGCCAGCUUUGGCCAAACCCCUCAAAACGCAUUUGGCAACGCUGGGCCGACGACUCAACAGCAGCAACAACCCCCGUUUGGCCAAGGAGGGUUUCCCCAACCAAGCUACGGCGUCCCCCCGCCGCUGGGCUACCCACAGCCACCGUUUCCUGGACAACCAAAUGGUCCAUUUGGUGCGCCGUCUCAGCCGUUUGGUGGACUGCAGCAACCAGUUGGGGGGGGCUACGGAGGCCAACAACCUGGUGGCUUUCCGGGCCAGCAACUGCCCGGUGGAUUCCCAGGCCAACAGCCUAGCUACGGAGCGCCAACCCCUGUGUCCAAUUUUGGUGGACAGGUACAACAGCCCGGUGGUGGGUUUGGGGGGGCUCAACCUGGAUUGGGGGGAGGGUUCACCCAGGCACCGCAACAAGGCGGCGGGGCGUUCGCAAACAUCAACCCCCUGGGGGCCCCAGGAGGGUCGUUCGGGGGGGCUCCCCCCCCUGCCAACCAGUCGGGGGCAGUGGGCAUGUCGGCAUUUGGGACGGGUUCGAGAAACAACCCCCCACAACCACCGUUUGGACUGAAUCAACCGCCCUUUGGUACCCCGGGGUACAACCAAGGCGGGAACUUUGGCAGCAAUGGCAAUCGCAACAGUUUGCCAGGCGGGUUUGGAGGGCAGACCUUUAGCCAGCAGCCACAGUAUGGCCAGCAACCCCCACAACAGCAAUACCACCAACCCCCACAACAACCACAACAGCAAGACAAUCGCUUUGGAAGCUUUGGGGCGUUGACGGGUAUGGGCCAGCCACAACAGCAACAGCCCAACCGUGGCGGCUUCCCCCCGCAGCAACAACAACAAGCGAACGCGAACCCGUUCUUUUGAGCCGCUAACGACGAACACGAGCUGUUGAAUUGAAUAGUAUUAAUAGUUACUACUACUCUAUUACAUACAGUACACUGUAUUACUGUACUAGC